GAGUUUCAAACUAUCUUCAUACCAAAUUGUGAAGAAUUUCAGAUCGGUUCAGAGGUUUAAGCCUAAACGCGUUAUAGACAGACAUACGGAGUUACUUUUGCAUAUAAUUUUAGUAGGAAUAAAUGUACGAAAGUUAAAAAGUGCGCAAUUUAAAUUUACCCCACUGUAGGGUAAAUUCUCCGCGUCGGCAACACUGCAAUCGACCGCAGUGCGCGGGGCGGGAGGCAGGGCGCUGUCAAAUCGAAUUAUACUCCUUGAUUUGCAAUUAUGCGUUUAUUUUACGAGAAAACGCUUAAAAAACUAAAUAAUAGCGUCGCUUAAUUAAUAUAACUGUUAAUUUUCCCGCGACGGUCGCCGCAAUCGCUUGAAAAGUGCAAUGUUUGGUAUUAAAAUAUGUGCCGUGUAUAAACUCUGGUUUCUAUUUUUGUUUUGUAGCCCAGUUUAACGUUAAAUAAUGUUUUUUGUGCCGAAAUGAUGUUUCGUAAGCGUUUUUUUAGUAUUUAUAACAGUUUGAGACAGUUCCGUGCGCUUACCGACGCGUAAAUAAACGAGAAUGUCGAUCAAGCUUUCGAUUUUUGCCGUGCCAACUUGAAGUACAAAAUUGUCCUACUUUAGUGCCAAAAAUAGUGAAAAUAAACACAAUCCAACUUCAAAAUCAGUGUAAACGUGGCUGUGAGUUGCAUUAAGACUUCCAUAGACUAUUUUCUUACCUCAAUCCACGCAUUAAUCAUUAAAAAAAAAUACAAAAAAGUAUAAAUAGCGGGAAUAAUACAGGACUGGAGUUUUGAAGUGUGUGAAAAAUAUUAAAGUGAAAAAAUUUAAAUAUGAUCUGGAGGAUAUGAGGCGAGUUUUCGGGGUUUGUUCGGAGAGCUGGUACCUGUGUGGACAGAAUGGCUCCCCUCACGGCUCCGUGAUGUCCUGCCAGUCGCUGGCGGCGCGAGCGUUCGCGGAGCCAGACAAAUCUGAGGCGCACUGCUCUGGCUUCCACAGGUCGGUUCGGUUCAGUUCGGAGUCCCGGAGCUCGACGCGCGCCUCUAACGAUGUGGACUGCAAGAGGGAGACGCCGGGGUCGAUAUCGCUGACGGCGUUGUCGCUGACGCCGGUGUCCGGCGGGGCCGCCAUGAGUCAGUCGGCGCCCUCCAGCAGCGGGUUUCCCGACGCCGACACGCCACCAUCGCCGGCCUCCUGCCGCUUCCCGAAGCUGGAAGAGUGUGCACACUUCCACUACGAGCGCGUGUGCCUCGGCGGCCUCAGCGUGGCGCUGGGGCCGGCGCAGGAGCCCGCGGACUCGCCGCAGGGAGAGGGCUGGAUAUCCCUGAAGGUCCGCUCCCACGUGUCGUGGCGCGACAAGUCGUCCAGCAGAGCGCUGCACUGCUCGUGGUCCGAGGCCAGCGACGUGCGCGAGUGGACGCUCGCCAGGAACGCGGACCACUGUCGGCAGCUCGACGACAUGCUGCACAGGUGUAUAUACGACCGAAAAGUCUCCGGCCUGCCCAACCUGACCGAGAAGAUCAACAGCUCUCUAGACGAGACGGAAUACAGGAGUCUAAUAGCUGACUAUAUGCACCACCUCUCCAUUAUAGCGGACGACUCCAUCAACUGUGGACCUGUGCUUAAUUGGUUGCAAAUGGACAAUAAAGGCCACAAGCUUUUAGUAGCCAAUGAGGAUUCCAGUUCUAUAAACACGCCCGCCGUCGCCGCCGCCUAUUCGGUCCGGAAAUAUGUCUCACAGGCAAGGGACGAAAUCAGCUUCGAAGUAGGCGAUAUGAUCUCAAUAAUAGACAUGCCUGGUCCUCAAGAGUCAACAUGGUGGCGGGGCAAGCGCGGGUUUCGUGUCGGCUUCUUCCCGCACCACUGUGUGGCUGUCAUCGGAGACAAGGUCCCCAGGCACAUGACACAGCCUCCCCCUAUAGUCGGAUCUGUAGCAGUAGCCCCAAUAAAGCCGGUCCUUCGAAAACACGGGAAACUUAUCUCCCUGUUCCGAAGUUUCAUCCUGUCCCGUCCUUCGAGGCGGCGGCUCAAACAACAGGGCAUUCUGAGAGAGCGAGUGUUCGGCUGUGACCUCGGGGAGCAUUUACUCAACUUCGAACAUGAUGUGCCCUUAGUGCUAGUGGAAUGCGCCAGGGCUAUAGAAGCCCGAGGAGCCGUGGAUGGAAUCUAUCGUCUGUCCGGAGGCUCCGGGCUCACACAGCGACUGCGUGCUGCCUUUGACAGCGGCGAAGCUCCUGAAUUGCCACAGGACCCGCACGCCACAGCAUCCUUGCUUAAGAUGUACUUUAGAGAGCUGCCGAACCCGCUCUGCACGUACCAGCUAUAUGAAAGUUUCGUGUCGGCCGUCCAGACAGAGGAAUCCAAGCGGCUCAAGGCGGUCAGAGACGUCGUGGUCAAAUUACCACCACCACACUAUCGAACACUAGCAUACUUAAUGCGUCACCUCCGGCGCGUGUCGCUGCUGGGCGACGUGACGGGCAUGACGGCGCGCAACAUGGCCAUCGUGUGGGCGCCCAACCUGCUCCGCUCGCCCCGCCCGCAGCACGCCUUGCAACACGUGUCGGUGCAGGCGGUGGUUACGGAAUUCCUGAUCUGUUACGCGGAGGAACUUUUCGCUGAGGAGCAAGAUUGGGAUUCCGGACCGGAAUCGCUGAAUUCGGAGCAGCUGGAACAAGUCGAGUUGAGAGGUCACGAUUCAUGCCGACGUCCGAAGAGUUUGCCACUCAACCCGCCUACAAAAUUACUCAGCCUGGAAGAAGCCCGGCGCCGCGAGAAAUGCACGUCCACGGUGCAGAGCCCGCGCCUGCCGCCGCCGUCCGGCGCCAUCGCGGCCGCCGCCCGCGCCGCGCCGCCGCUGCGCCCCGCCUCGCACCUGCGGCCCAAGUACAUCGAGGUCGGGUCUGGGCCAGACAACCUUCCACAGUACCACACCGUACUGGAUCUUCCGCUAUCAGGAGCGAAGCGAGGCCUAAAGCGGUCUCCGUCAGGCUGGCGGGGCCUGUUCUCGCGCAGCAAGCUGCAGCGGCACAAGGCGGCGCUGAGGCCGCAGGUCGCGGCGCCGGCACCCGUCCCUGUCGAGUGUUCGCAGGACAUACCGAUGGCCCCGGCCGGCCUGCGGCCCGUCAAGUCGUGCGAGUCGCUCGCCUCCGACGGCGACACCGUGGCGCCGCUGGCGGACCGCGCCGUCAGGCCGCUCAAACACCACGCCAGGUCCUCGUCAUGCGACUCAUACUUCGAGCCGUGGCAGGCCGAGCUAGCGGACAUGAGGCUGCGCCUCUCACCUCAGGAGAGAGACAGACAUAUGUUCAGCGAGGAGGACGACACGCACUGUAUACCGGCCCAGGAUGACUCCCUGUGCUCCUCGCCGGCCGGGUCGGGCGCCGCCAGCGCGGAGCCCAGCCCGAGGCGCCCCCUGCGCGUUGAUGUGGACGCUGCCAACGAGCUUGCUGAGAGGAAACGAAGCGCCCUGGAGGAGCAGUUGGCCGGCAUCGGCUACAUCGACGGCGACUCGCCGCGCGCCAAGCCCGCCGAGAAGCGCCACUCCGCGCGCCGCGACAACCUCGCCAAGCGCCUGUGCAAAGACCGCGAUAGUCCCACCGCCAGCUCGGACUUCCAGAACUCGACCGGCAGUGUCAAAAUGAGAGAACGUACCUCGCCCAAAAAGUGCAAGUCGGCUCGCUACAGCAACCUCCACCAACCAGACGACGUGACCGUCUCGAGGCUCAGCUGGCACGGGAAAGACCAUUCCACUCUCAUCAAAAUAGACUGGCCUGUGGACAACUCUAUUAGCAACCUCACUAGCUCUACUCUAAAUACUCCUAUAACCCCCGCUACCCCAGUAUAUGAUCCCUUAGAGAGCGAUUCCGAAGUCAGUGAGAGUAAUAAACAGACUAUCAAAAUUAAUAAUUGUGACAAUUGCGAUGAGGAAAAAUGCCUAAAAUGUGAGUUGAAAGCGGCGGAUUAUGAAAAUAUUAAAGUUGAAGAUUAUACAGAUACUUUGAAAGAUAGCUUGGAAGCUAGUCCAGCUAACUCUACUAAUAUUAGCUAUCAUAAUCUCAAUAGAUUAUCAGCUGUAUCUUCGUCUACAUCAGAAGGUACAGGAAAGAAAGAGGUGUCGUAUGAAAACUGUGAUAUGAAAGUCAUGACUUCUUCACAUGAAAGCUCUUCAAGCUACAGCAACGUUAGUCCUAAACCUGAUGAACUUUACGAAUGCUACAGCUUUAGUCGUCCCAACUAUAUAAAUCUACAGUCUUCCAGCUCUAAAAGCUCUCCUGGCAGCCCUUUGAAAAGCCCUUUAAAAAGCACUAUUAGUAUCACCUUUAGAUCGCCUACUAAAAAAUCUCCCGACUACGAACCUAUAGAAAAUGAUACUCCAACCAAUGAAAGGGACUCAGUCUAUGAAGAUAUAGACUUAGAGAAGAAUUUGUCUAUUGUUGAGGAAGCUACUAUACCGGAAGCGGAUGCAAGUCUACCAACCCAACAAGCGUGCCAACCUCAUAGCUUUACUGAAGAUCUAAUCAUUCUAGAAACUCCGACAGACUCUGAUGUAGAUAACACAGAUGUGUACAGCCAAGUUAAGUUCUUCAAGAAAAGUAUAGAAGAAGUCAACGCUAUGAUACUAGAGUCACCUCCCAAGGAAACCCACUAUGAAAACAUUUCUUUUGAAGGUCGACAAUAUGAGAAUGUCGAGAUAAAGGGUGCACAAGAAAACGGUAACAUUAUUAAACCAAAAGAAACUCUAAAUGUAAGAGAACUGGCGAACAGAUUUGAAAGUCCGACCGAACAGAAGGGGCCUUUCUUCGAAAAGUUUAAGACUGAAGUCAAAUAUCCUGACAAAGAGGAAUCUCUACCUCCGCCAUCGCCUAAAUGCUACAAAUUAUCUAAAAAUUCAUCCAACGCUAGAUCUUUAGACGAAAACGCUUUUAUAAAAGAGUUCGCUCCGGAAAAGAAUUACGUCGAUAGAAGAAAAAGUCUAGAAGUCAAAGACGUAAAAAAGCAAAGCAAAUUCCUACCAGAUUUAAAUCUCAAUUUAAACAUGGAGGAAGACAAACAAGCAACUACACCUACUACUGAAAAUAAGAUAUCUUUAAUACAAAGAUUCGAUACUAAAAAAGACAUAAAAAAUCUAAUAGGAUUCGAUACAGAAAAGAAACUAAGUAGAGAAAGAAUAGAAAAAUACAAAGAGGAACGUAGAAAUUUCCUAAGAGAGAAAUAUAGCUCUCAAUCUUUUAGAAGUAACCCUGAACAGCUCACGAGGGUUAAAGUAAAAAAAGAGGAAGCGAGUCCAAAGUUUGAGAGAAGGAACACGGUAGACUUGGGACAGAGGAUGAGGUUCUCACUUGCUAGAAGUAGUCAGCAGCUGGACUCCAUCCCCUCCCCCACUAGCCCCGAGGGGGCGGACAGCAGCGCUGGUCGCCAUUUUGAAAGGAAAGAGAAGAUGUCCCCGUCGUACAACAUUCGAGACAUGGCCGCCAUCUUUGAGCAGAAGACGCAGAAUAGCGGCUGAACGACAACGUGUCGUCGUGUCGUCGACAUAUGGACGACAACGUGUCGUGACUUGGUAAUACCGACGUGGACCUGUCAGUUAUUAACACUGUUUAACUGUCCAAUAAUGCAAAUCCGUUUUAAGUUAGAAGUGUCUGACAAUUUUUUUUUAAUUCUGUAGAAAAUCUAUAUUAUUUAACUGCGGAAAUGCGCUAGGUACGCUAUAUUUUCGCUCCAUAUGGGAAUAGAGAAUAUUACGCAAGACUGCGCAGGGGGCGCCACUAGCACAAACCGUAAAGAAACCGAUGCAACACUGUUUUAUUUAUUCGUAACUCAAAUAAUCUGUAAAAAAUUGACAAAUAACUGUUUAAAGCAUAGUAUGUAUAUGUUACUCUAUGGUUUACGGUUUGUGCUAGUGCUGCUUCUGGCGGCAGAACAUUUCAGUAUUACUUCCUAUUAAGAAACUGUUUCAUCAAAUAUACAAAAUCUCUGAUUAUAGAUCGAUGGCGUUAAGUUUCUGAAUCUCAAAAAAAAAUCUCUAGUGUACAUUUUGUGUAAUAUUAACUUUGGAUUCGGUCCUACAGUCGGUUGGACAUUUGACCAGUGCGUCGCGCUUAUUGUUAUUAUGUACUGUGAAUAUAACUAAUACUCUACUCAUUGUGAAUACGUUUGUAUGUAUUAUUUUAAAGUUCUCGCUAGAUUGCUUAUUCAGAGUAUAAUAUAUUGUAUAUUGUCCGCUGAGUGUAGAGAGUUUCGGUCAUUGACCCUUUGCAGAGACAAGUAAUGUUUAAAGACUGGUAAUCUCCGUUAGCGCCAGUAUUUUUUAUGAUAGACGGCAAGACCUUAGCAAAGAUUCAAUUUCAUAUAUUAAAUUGAUCGUUUUGCCCCUUUAACUUAAUCUAAUGCUCAUUAGAUGGCGUCAAAGAGAAUUUGAAAUAGAGGUGUAUUGUCAAAGAAAACUUUGUAAAACUUUUAGAACGCCAUUUGACUUCGAUCUUUAUUCUUUCACUAAUACGUGUUCAAAUUGUUAAAUAUGAAACAGUUUUAAUUAUGUGUCGAAACAUGACAGUAAAUUAAAUUUACGUCGCUACAAAGUUUUCUUUGACAAUACACCUCUAUUUCAAAUUCUCUUUGAUGGCGUGGUGUCAACUCAUAAAAAAUCUUCGGAACAGCCGACUCGAAAUGAUCUAAACUAGUGGCUAAGCUCUGUGAGCUGUAGACUUCACGUUAAGAUUCAUAAUUAAAAAAUUAAAACAAAAAAUACUUACUUCUUCGAGUCAUUAUUUUGAGUAUGAAUUUGUCACUGAAUAUGAAUUGUCAUUAUUUUGAGUAUUAAUAUGAGUUGAACUUUAUUGCUAAUGUCGACUCCAUAUCUUGCUAACGUCUUACCGUGCGAUAAAAACUCCGAUGCCUAGUCAUUAUGACAGCGUACUCGUAAUGGUCUUAAGAGUCAUAGACGCUAAUGACACUUAAGUCCUUUAUGCCAAUUUCCACCUAUAUAAACAUUUCCAAAAAUUAAACUACAGAAAAAUUAUAUUUAACUACUGAAUCUGUAUCUCCUCACCAGAUUUCAUUAGAAUCGGUUGAGAAUUGCGACCUUGAGAACGGAGGCCGUUGCUAACCCUUGUGCAUAAAACUUUACGAGACUGAAUUAGUUAAAUUAUGUUUUAUCCCUUUCUUACAAAUACAUAAGUCAAAAUUACAGAUAAAGACAAACGAUUCAUAGCUAAUUUUGGCUUGUAAUGCGUUUAUGAAUAACGCCAAAUCAAUCAAUCAUUCAAUUUACCCGAUGCGACGACUUGGAUUAUCGAACAGAGAAAAUCCAACCUUUUGUUAACGGUUUAUGAUUCAAACUCAUGCAAUACGCUAGGUUAUGUAUUGAAUACACAUUAUUAUAGGCAAAGAGGACGGCCCAUUCUCCAUACAAUCGUAAUCCCCAUUUUCCUCCCUGGAUAUUGACAUUUUGAACAAUAUUUUUAGAUAAUUUUGAUGUAUAUUAACCAUAGCUAUGCCCUAACGUUAGACUUUUUUCGAUUUUUGUAUUAUAAAAAUUACGAGCGAAAACAGAUUUCAUAUAAAUUUGACAUGCUUCUGAUUCCUAAAAUAAUUAAAAAAAAAAAAAACGUAGGGGCAUAUCUGUGGUUGAUAUACAACGAAUCGUGUUAAAAUAAUUUCACAAAUGUUAAUAUUCAGAGAGGAAAAUGUGGACUACGUUUGUAUGAAAAGGUAAUUUCGCUAAUCUCCCACUUUAGUCUUAAGACCGUGAGUCACGGUCCGUGACAAAGACAAUUACCAGUCUUAAUUAUAUACAUGUCUCUACUAAAAGUCAAUGUUCGAAUUUCUUCAUACUUGGUGGUCGGCUUUUAUAAUGUAUAACGUGACAUCACUUAGCCCAUUCUGUCUUUCUCUAACUUGAGAGUUUGAUAGAGAUAGCAACAUGUUUCAGUGCAAACGGUUAUGAGCCUUAUAGGAAUGCACUGACCGAUUAAAAAAAAAUUACCUUAAACUCAUCGAUUCAAAUUAAAAUUAGUAUUUACGGUAUAUUGUUUUUGUAAAAAGCUUUCGUUCUAAAAAAAUCAGUUUGUUAGACUUUGAAAUAAUGUAUCCAAAUAUUAUUUUGUAAUUUUUGUAUAGAUGAAUAAGUUUAAAGAAAAAAUCGGGGUUUUAAGUUUUAAAAAGUCGCCAUCACGCUAUUAUAUAUAUCGGAGUGGCCAAGGGGCUCACAAAUAUCUAUACAAUAGAGCUCGUGGUUUAGUGCAAAUUAUUGAAACUGCAAUUAUGACAGCUAAAAUAGAUGGCGCUGUAAACACUGCAGGUUUAGAAUUACGCACUAAUUUACAUCAAAGAGAAUUUUGUAAUAGAGGUGUAUUGUCAAAGAAAACUUUGUAGCGAAGUAAAUUUACUGCCAUCUUUCUACACAUAGUUAAAAUUUUUAGAACGCCAUUUGACUUUGAUCCUUAUCUAUUCACUGAUAUAUGUUCAAUUUGUAAAUAUCAAAAAGUGGCGCCAUCUUACCGGGCAUCAGCUAAAUAUUGUGGCGCCAUCGCUCGAAACGAUGCUGCCAUACAUUUGGCCUAUCAUCUUCGCUACUUUUUGAUAUUUAAAAAAUAAGGAUCUAAGUCACAUGACGUUCUAAAAGUUUUAAUAAUGCGUCGAAAGAUGGCAGUAAAUUUAAGUCACUACAAAGUUUUCUCUGACAAUACACCUCUAUUUCAAAUCCUCUUUGAUUACAUUUAUCUACGGCUAUUGUUAAUCUUACACAAAAUUAUUCGGUAUUUUCUUUAAACUAAUUCAAGUAAAAUGUUAGGUUAAUUGUUAUGUUGAAUUUAUUUAUUACUCUAUUAUUAAAACGACUGCAUUUAAUCGUUACGGCAUACGCCGAUUAUUAAAUGCACGUGCA
Molecule: messenger RNA, 8875 nt
Organism: Cydia pomonella (codling moth)
Lineage: Eukaryota; Metazoa; Arthropoda; Insecta; Lepidoptera; Tortricidae
Gene: CdGAPr
Product: GTPase-activating protein CdGAPr
Exons: 26
Coding region: 839-5497 (1552 amino acids)
Biological process (GO): small GTPase-mediated signal transduction
Molecular function (GO): protein binding; GTPase activator activity
Source: RefSeq, a predicted model, not a curated record